Synchiropus splendidus (mandarinfish) is the source of this 4176-nucleotide messenger RNA. It is a transcript of the gene rspry1, whose product is annotated as ring finger and SPRY domain containing 1. Bases 510 to 2288 code for a protein of 592 amino acids. Gene Ontology annotation, cellular component: cytoplasm. Gene Ontology annotation, molecular function: protein binding; ubiquitin-protein transferase activity. The record is from RefSeq and is a predicted model, not a curated record. The transcript has 15 exons. NCBI's taxonomy places the organism in Eukaryota, Metazoa, Chordata, Actinopteri, Syngnathiformes, Callionymidae.
UGAAGCGACAAACAUAUAAACUCUUUUUUAUGGAACAUGGCGGCAUAUGCACACUUUAAAAGCAUUACGAUUCGGCGUUUACUGUUUAAACCUGAAAUGUCGCACGAUAACUUUGGAUGAUAGUGACGUCAUCCGCCUUCCUCCGCAUCCACACAGCUGAUGAUGGUCACUGGGCUCCACAGCUACGGAACUUAGCGUGAGGCUAGCCGUGUAGCCCGGUGUCGUAAGGAUAUGUUGCUUUAGACGUCCAGCGAUGCUGUGAUUUGGGAUGCACGUGGGCCCAGAUUUAUAAAACUUGGAAGAUUUCUGGAUCUGGACCUUGUGCCCUUUAUGAUGUGGAAAGACUUUCUCGUUGCGUCAACUGACCCCUUUUGGUCCACUUAAUCAGCUAAUAUUAUCAAGUCUGCACGCUAUCUCAAGUCUACACCUGCUUCUAGCAUGAUUACCUGUGCUGAUCUCACCCAGCCCACUGGGGCAAGAAGUCGGCCACACAAAGCCCUUCAAAUGAUAUGAUAGUAUCUGCCUGGAUCACUUUCUGUGCCUGCAGGAGCCUUGCACAGGUUCUGCUCUUCCAUUCUUCCACAAAGUCUCUUCCUCCAUUCUGGGAGACCCUUGCCGUCGUGGUAGCUGGUACUGGAACCAUGGGUAACAGUUGCGUGUGCCGAGAAGAUAGUGAUUUAGAAGACCAUCAACAUGGAUCAUCAAGAACAACUCGUGGUCAAGCAAGGCGGGUGGAUCAUGGUACAGGUGCAGGUGUUGAAACCGUUGAGUCUCGAAGCAGUCGACCAAGGGACCCAGUAAGGCCGCCACGUAGGGGCAGAGGGCCCCAUGAGCCAAGACGGAAGAAGCAGAAUGUGGAUGGGCUGGUGCUCGACACAUUGGCUGUCAUCAGGACACUUGUAGAUAAUGACCAAGAGCCCCCGUACUCCAUGAUCACAUUGCAUGAGAUGGCAGAGACGGAUGACGGUUGGUUGGAGGUUGUUCAGUCCCUUAUUCGGGUCAUCCCAUUAGAUGAUCCACUUGGCCCAGCUGUUAUCACCCUUCUUCUGGAUGAGUGUCCGCUUCCCACCAAGGAUGCACUCCAAAAACUCUCAGACCUGCUGAGCCUGAGUGCGGAGGUAGCUAGACAGGAUGCUCUCAAUCCUGCAAAACACAGAAACACAACGGCUGUCCUUGGUUGCCUUGCUGAGAAACUGGCUGGUCCAGCAAGUAUUGGACUGCUGAGCCCUGGCACCCUUCAGUACCUGUUAGAAAGUCUGAGUUCCGAGGCCCACCCGACGGUCAUGCUGUUCGCUCUAAUUGCCCUGGAAAAGUUCUCCCAAACAAGUGAGAACAAACUCACAAUAUCAGAGUCUUGUAUCAGCAAUCGACUUGCAGUGCUCGAGUCAUGGGCAGAUCACCCAGACUACCUGAAGAGACAGGUCGGGUUUUGCUCGCAAUGGAGUCUGGACAACUUGUUCUUAAAGGAAGGUCGUCAAUUCACAUAUGAGAAGGUCAACCUUACCAAUAUCAAUGCCAUGCUCAACAGUAAUGAUGUCAGCGAAUAUCUCAAGAUCUCUCCCAGUGGGCUGGAGGCACGAUGUGACGCCUCUUCCUUUGAGAGUGUGCGUUGUACUUUCUGUGUGGACUCAGGUGUCUGGUACUAUGAGGUGACGGUUGUCACGUCUGGUGUGAUGCAGAUUGGAUGGGCAACAAAGGACAGCAAAUUCCUCAAUCAUGAGGGGUAUGGUAUUGGAGACGAUGAAUAUUCGUGUGCGUAUGAUGGCUGCAGGCAGCUUAUCUGGUACAACGCUCGCAGUAAACCACAUGCUCAUCCCUGCUGGAAAGAAGGAGAUGUCAUCGGCUUUCUAUUGGACCUCAAUAAGAAGCAGAUGAUCUUUUACCUAAACGGGCAUCAGCUUCCUCCCGAGAAACAGGUCUUUUCCUCGACCACGUCUGGGUUUUUCGCAGCAGCCAGCUUUAUGUCAUACCAGCAGUGUGAGUUUAACUUCGGGGCCAAGCCUUUCCGUCACCCUCCUCCUGUCAAGUUUAGCACCUUUAACGACUUUGCGUCACUGCAGCCCAGUGAAAAGAUCAUCUUACCUAGACAUCGUCGUCUGGCUUUGCUGAAACAAGUGAGCAUCAGAGACAACUGUUGCACGCUGUGUUGCGACGUCAUGGCUGACACAGAGCUGAGGCCCUGUGGACAUGGUGGGAUGUGUAUGGAGUGUGCCUUACAGUUAGAAACGUGCCCGCUGUGCCGCCAAGACAUUCAGACCCGUGUCAGACUCAUUGCUCAUGUCUCCUGACACAGUCAGAGCCCAUCAUCUAGUAAAGAGAGAUCCACUCCCCCUACAGACCCACCUCCAUCCUCUCCUCUCUGAGUCACAGUCACACUGUGGUGUAUCAAAAGAGGCAUGAUCGGGGAGGAGGAGUGAAGUAGAGGAUGAAAAGAUGGGCAACCAGAUAACUCGGCUAGAUUCCUGGAACCCAAAUUGCAAAAUCUUGACUUUUCUAUACUUCGCUUUUUUGGCUUUCAGGUGAUGAGGAGUGAACAUCUUGGGCCAAGAAUCGUCAUCUUUUUACUGUUUUUUCAGAAAAGAGAAAAAUGUUAAUCUGCUCGAUCACACAGAUUGCACCUGUUAAAGGUCAUUGCUAUGUAAUCCUUAUCAACAAUACAGUCAAGGUACAGAUACAUUUAAGAUGCAGCUCUCUUUGAUACAUAAGUGUUGAUGUUUCAGUCGUUGUGUUACCAGGUAGCAUUGUCAGUGUCUCUUCUCAAGUCGCCAGAAAAAAAAAAUGUUUCGGUACCAAGUCAACUUUACUCAGUUUGAUGUUAACAAGUUGCCCAAAACGAAGAGAUGAGGUUUUGUUUACAUGAAAGAAUCCAACCAUACUAGGAAGAGAAAUUUAGUUUUGUUGGUCAUGUUCACACCAAAUUAGCUUAUCAGCUAAUUACAAGCUUUGACUUUCACUUGUUUCAUAUUUCAGUCUAGAAUAUACGAACAGUAUCUAACGACGCCGACAUUGCAUUAAGUUUUUCCCUCAACCUCAUCCAGGUUUCCCUGCAGUCGUUUCGUUGAGAUGGAGUAAUGCAAAAUCCAGGUGUGAAUUCACCAUUUGCACAAAGUGAGAAUGUAGUAGUGGGCAGGAUUGUUUCAAAGGCUACAGUAAACGUGUCUUAAUUUUUGUUUGUGAUGACAAACGUGUUUCUUGUAUUUAGACAGACAUUUCAAUCUAUAAGAUGUGAGUUAACUUAAGUAAAGCCAGAUGUCAGUCAUGUUGACAUUGAUAUGCUGUAGUAGCUACAGCUCACAAAGUGUUAAUGUUGGUCUCCCUAACAGUGGGAGGCCGUCUGUGGUCGGUUUCUGCUUCAGAUUGUGUCAGACAUGAAUGAUGGCCAAACACACCCUAAAACGUCUUUCAUGUUGGGGCUGGGUCUCCUUUUAAAUCUUGGAUCUUCUUGCCUUAAAUUGUUAGUAAUAUGAUUUGAUGAUGACUUUCAUGAAUUGCUUUAAUUGUGGACCACACCAAGGGUUAUGCAAGUGCUACACAUGAUGAUGUUGGACUGUUAAGGUGCUCGCUAACUCUUACGAGGACCAUUUGGCGACCAUGGGCAGAGCAUAGGUGACAUUAGUUCCCUCCUGUGUUCACUGACAAUCUUGACUGAAAAGAAGUGAUGAAUUGAAUUUAGUUUUGGUCAUGUUGGACAAAACCCUUGAAGACAUGAUUAGGUUCAAACAUCCCUGCAGUACAUAUCUAUUCUUUUUUUUUAAUCCUUUAACUUGAAACAUCUUUGGUUGAAAUAGUAAUGUUUAUACUCUGGAGACAAAUCUGUAAUGCGGAAAAUUUGACCAAGCUCAAGAUGUAAUGCUGAAUCAUUUCAGAUGUGUUAUAUUCAAGUUAUUUAUGGAAGAAUUCUUAAUUCACCUGACUGGAUGACUUGGAUGUGUGAAGUCACUUGCAGUGUCUCAGAACAUUGUCUGCUACCUUGCAUUUCCUGGAGCACCUUACAUGAGCAGCUGAAGAAGUAGCUGCACACAGUUCAGGAUUGUAAAAGACAAAAAAGAAGAAAAAAAGUUGUAUUUAAAACAUCUUUCAAGGAAUUAGCCCCCUCCAAGUUCCCAAAGAUGUGAUUUACAAAGCAAUUGUUGUUUCUUGAAAUGUGACAUUUGUAAUAAAUGUAUGUCAAUGUGA